Acaulospora morrowiae is the source of this 480-nucleotide messenger RNA. Lineage: Eukaryota; Fungi; Glomeromycota; Glomeromycetes; Diversisporales; Acaulosporaceae. The record is from the annotation of a GenBank genome assembly.
AUGGCAAAAGUACUUCUUAACAAUGUUGCUACAAUAUUUCUCAUAUUAAGCUUUAAUGUUGGAAUUCAAAUCUACGCAGUUCCACCACCUGAAGGAUAUCCAAUCCCAUAUACCGAACCAAUUAAUAGAUUCGUUCUUCCAGAACCAUAUGGUCCUACCGCCAUCAAACAACCUCCUGUUCCCGAUGCACUUUACGCUCCCGUUUCCCCGGCACCCGUCGAUGUACCUCUAAUGGAAGCACCGGUUGCUCCAUUUGCUCAACCUUUUGAGCUUCCAGCAGUUGCGCCCGCAAGACCAUAUCCUGUCUCAUCCAAUAAACCAUGCGCAUGUCCCAUUACACAUGCCGCACCUCCGGCCGUGGCCCCCAUGAAUCAAAUAGGAAUUCCUUAUAAUGAACAUCCUAAUAUUGGGGGGUAUGGUGGUUAUUGUAGUGAUUGUGGCGGAUUGCGUGGACUAAAUGGGUUUAAUGAUGUUAUUUGA